AUGCUCGGCGGGGCUGUGGCACCGUGUGUGGCCAACCGCGUGUCGCUGCCGGCUUCUUUCUUCUCUCGCUUUGGCUUUCGCGGCGCACACAUUGUGUCAUCGAGCGCAAUCACGGAAGAACGUUCGCGCUGUUGCACGCCAACCGUGAACCACCCACGUGCUUGUGCGUCUUGGGUCCGGAGUUGUGCGUUUAUGUGGGCCAGGCGCAACACGCAGGCUGAGAGCGCGCUCCCGCUGUCGUCGGACGCCUUCCUCCAGCUGGCCGGGCGGGUCGCCGUGUGGAGGGAGCAGGUGGUGCGGGUCAUGGAGGCGGACGCCCAGGAGGCGAAGGCGGAGGCGAAGGCUCGGCAGAGGGAGCGCGUCGCUGCCAUCCUCGCGGGCACGGACGCUGCGGGCGCGGGCGCGGGGGUGGAGGAGGCGCUCAAUUGCUGGGAGGAGGAUGCGUACGAAGCGGAGACGCUGGAGGCGCUCGCCGAGUUCGGCGAUUGA
This is a messenger RNA of Emiliania huxleyi CCMP1516, 489 nucleotides long. RefSeq lists its product as hypothetical. The record is from RefSeq and is a predicted model, not a curated record. NCBI's taxonomy places the organism in Eukaryota, Haptophyta, Isochrysidales, Noelaerhabdaceae. The transcript has a single exon. The coding region runs from base 1 to 489 and encodes 162 amino acids.